This is a messenger RNA of Paramacrobiotus metropolitanus, 2018 nucleotides long. RefSeq lists its product as uncharacterized. The record is from RefSeq and is a predicted model, not a curated record. The coding region runs from base 582 to 2018 and encodes 478 amino acids. The transcript has 3 exons. NCBI's taxonomy places the organism in Eukaryota, Metazoa, Tardigrada, Eutardigrada, Parachela, Macrobiotidae.
GCGUCUGCAUAGCAGGUUUCGGUUCCCGUCAAAGUACGAUGUAGGAACAUGCCAUGUGGGCGGAUUAUUGAUUUUCUCUGGGGAUAAACACAUUCGGAAUGCACACUGCUUUCAUACAGUAGAUAUUUGUGUCUAUGUUGCCGUAGGCCUAAUCCUUUUUCGCGUCGCUCCACGUUCAGUGUCAUUACGACUGACAAUUAAUAAAGUACGGGGACCGUUCAGUAUAUUUUUGCGAGGUGAGGUCAUCUCAUGGGGAUUAUCCUUGUAAGCGUCCUUAUCAAGGAACAGGAGCUAGCUUUAUGUCGACGACCCUACGUGGAAAGCCUUUUAAACCAUUAUAUUUGUCAGACUAUUAUUAUUAUGCAAGUGAACGAUUCGUACGUUUUCUGGUAGGGCUAACCGCGCAAUGUCCGACAUGUUUAAAUAGUAAGUUGGACACAGGUCUGAAGUAUGUCGCACGUAUAACCGCGAGUAGCAUCAGCCGCUCGCCUUGAAGCUGCUCUGGUACCAUCACCUCCCUAAAGUCCCUGGGAGACAAGUAAAUGUCGACGAGCACUAGGAGCUGAAUUGCGGUCAUAAUCAUGAUUUUCCAUCCGUACCGGUAUGAUGCGGAGUUUUGGGCUCCACCUGAUUUGCCCAUACAAGAGCCGAUUGCCGGAAGGUCUUCCUCCUUAGCCAGCACUUUGAGGUCCAUGUCCAUCACUCCCUCUCCCGUGCGGGAACAACCACUAAUUGUACAGGAGCCUACAAAAGAUUUCAAGCACACAUACUAUUCUUUGACACUGAACUUCUCACUGGCGAAUCUUGUAGUCGGCGUAUUAGCAGCGUGCUUGUCCAUUAUUUCUAAAGAUUUACCAGGCGACUUUACAACGGGACACAUCCUCGAUACCUGGACGGCUCUCCUGAAUAUCUGUGGAGUGCUGUACAGUAUGAUCUGGAAGAAAGCGUUAACAAGGAAAACCCUUCGCGUAUGGGAUCCUAAUUCCCCGUCCAUCCAAGAAACAGCGGGUUUGAAGUCCUUUACAACUUUCGGGUGUGGCUUGCUUCUAAGCGUCAUCCUGGCGCUGGGUGCCAUUAUCCAAGGCGUACAAGAUGGUGGCAAGGAAAGGGCGGCUGUGCUAAUCAUGAUAGGAGAUCUGAAUCUCGCGGUGGCAGCGACCUGCUUGCUGCUGAUCAGGGUAGCUCGAAAACGGGGCCGAGUUCCGCACACUUUUACGGAAUGGUGCGUAGGGACGGACAUCAGUCUCGGAAAUACGAAGGUCAAUAAAGUUCAUAUUUGGAUCGUAUUGUCCUGUGCCAUUCAGCUGUUGUUUAUUCUGCUGCCAUUGCCGUUCAUCAUUUCUAAUUAUAUCGAAGUUAUCCGGGAAACUGGGAGAACUGUUUAUUUCGGGAUGCUUGCACGGGUAUUUAAAGUUUUGACCUGCAUUUUGGGCUUGCUCGGUUUAUUUCACGGAGAAGAACCUGCCACCCAGGCAUCGUCCUCGCGUCAGUCUUCCCGGCUUACCAACUCAAAGCGGGAGGAGAAAUUCAUUGGAAUGUACCUGGGCGGCACGAUGGCAAACGUACUGUUCAGUGUGUGUGCCAUCGUUGAAGCAGCUGUAGACAUACCGCCUGGGUCCCCGAAAAACAAAUGGAUUGUUGUCGACGAAGGAUUCUUCCUGGCCUUGCAGGCGCUGCUGGCCAUACCCGGUCUUGUGUUGUGGUUAUGUACUGAAUCAGCGAUAGAAACCGAAGCCACAAUUCCGCUGAGUACGCCGCCACCCGUGGAAACCGCAACCGACACCGACACUGCUCCUGUCGAGGCAGUGGACAAUUGUUUGCCACCCACCGCAAGGGGACCCGAUGAAGCGCUGACGUAUCAGUGGUCUCAUCCGCCGGCUUACGAAGACACAUUACAACGGGAAUCGGAGCUUCCUCCUUCGUAUGCGGAAGUUAUAGAGACAACCGUAGCCCGAUUCCAGCCCGGUUUCAUAGUUUUGCCUUUUUCGGAAUUAACAUUUCAGACCAGAAUCGUUUAA